AGAGAGCCCCUCACUGCCCCGUGUUCUGAGUCGUCCCGUUUCCUCCUGCAGGUGCAGGCGACCCACUCGGAGUGCUCCCUCCUGCUGCGUUUCCAGGAACAGCAGGCUGGGUGUCUGGAAGCAAUCAGGAGUGAAAACCAAAGCAGUGAGUCCCCAGGGCCUUCCAGCUGGAAAGGCUGCCUGACCGAGUGGGACGGCAUCAGCUGCUGGCCGGCAGCGUCCCCGGGCCAGUCCCGAGCUGUGCCCUGUCCGGAGUUCCUGCAGAUGUUCAAGAGAUCUGAAGCUUUGAUACACCGGAACUGCACGGAGUCCGGCUGGAGCAGACCCAGCCCCCCCUACAGCCAGGCCUGCGAGCUGGACGGCAGCAAUAAGGACACCGAACCGUCCAGCAAUAAGGACACUGAAGCCAAGGGGGCCUACUUUGCCACCGUCAAGGUGCUUUAUACCUGUGCCUCCUCCGCCUCCCUGGCUGCGCUGCUCCUGGCCAUCAGCAUCUUCUGCUGCUUCAGGAAGCUUCACUGCACCCGGAAUUCCAUCCACACCCACUUCUUCGCCUCCUUCGUGUUGCGGGUGGCCGCCGUGUUCAUCAAAGACUCCGUGUUCUUCGCGGACGCGUCCAUCGACCACUGCACCAUGUCCACGGUGAAUUGCAAAGCAGCCAUGGCCUUCGUCCAGUACGCGGUGCUGGCCAACUUCUACUGGCUGCUCGUGGAGGGGAUGUACCUGCAGACACUGCUGCUGUUCACCUUCACCUCUGACAAGAGGUAUUUCUGGUGGUACACGCUCAUCGGCUGGGGUGUCCCUGUGCUCGUCGUGAGCCUGUGGGUCUUCGCUCGGCUGCAGUAUGACAACCAUGGGUGCUGGGACGACUAUGCCAGUCUGUACUGGUGGCUGAUUAAGGCUCCCAUUCUCUUUGCCAUCUUUACGAACUUCCUCAUUUUCCUGAACGUGAUCCGGAUGCUGGUGCAGAAGAUUCGAUCCCCCGACGCUGGCAAGAGCUACAAGCAGCAAUACAUGAGACUGGCGAAAUCCACGCUGCUCCUCAUCCCCCUCUUUGGGGUUCACUACUUGGUGUUCGCCCUCUUCCCCGAACAUAUUGGCGUCAUGCCGAGGCUCUAUUUCGAACUGGUUCUUGGCUCCUACCAGGGGUUCCUGGUGGCUCUGCUGUACUGCUUCCUGAAUGGGGAGGUGCAGGCCGAGAUCCAGAGGAACUGGGGCAAAUGGCAGCUGUCCAUGGAGAGCAACGUCUUCAACCUGGUGACCCAGGACUCCACGGCCUGAGGAGACUGUCUGGGGGUGAGGCCGGCAGCCACCACACCCGCAGCGGAGCCCAGCGCCCACUUUGCCACCCGGCUUCUUUCGGCUUCCUUGGCCCAACAGACGCAAGGAAAUACCUUGGAGCUCCCUCCAGCCCCUGCCCUGCGCUCCGGCCCAAAGCUUCCUGCCCGUCCUCCGGGAGACGACCCCACGGACAAAGGUUUUGCCUUUGGGAGAAGUUUUCAGAUGCUCAGGCUGGUUCUCCAUUCACGGCCUUCCUCCUUGUUUCACGCCCGGCGCUGCCCUGGCCCCUCUCCUGCCCUGCCAAUAUUCCCCCGUCCCCCGCUCUCAGCUGUGGUGACGCGCGUAUGCCCCAGGCUUCCAGGCAGCCCGUCUCCGUCGCAGGCGGGUUGCCCUUCUUGUAAAUACACAGAGCUCUUCUCCG
This is a messenger RNA of Pelodiscus sinensis (Chinese soft-shelled turtle), 1702 nucleotides long. NCBI's taxonomy places the organism in Eukaryota, Metazoa, Chordata, Testudines, Trionychidae. The record is from RefSeq and is a predicted model, not a curated record.